This is a messenger RNA of Trematosphaeria pertusa, 589 nucleotides long. RefSeq lists its product as uncharacterized. The transcript has 3 exons. The coding region runs from base 57 to 383 and encodes 108 amino acids. Lineage: Eukaryota; Fungi; Ascomycota; Dothideomycetes; Pleosporales; Trematosphaeriaceae. The record is from RefSeq and is a predicted model, not a curated record.
CGAAAACUUGUCAGUCUUCAGCACACCACAUCGAAAAUCUUCUUCAGUUGUUACAGAUGAGACGCUGUCUUAACAGUCCCCGUGGCGUAUCACUAUCCCGGCGACAUGGUGAUAUUUCCACCGAACCUGAUCCUCGGCGCUCUUGUGAGGGAGGAGACCCAACAGAAUGUCGGGUAGAAGCUGAAGCACUGUCCUCAUGCCAACCCUUCCACAUACCCUCCGGUCGAUCUACGCAAAGCAAGCUUCAGCGACCUGCAGAUCCCAAUAUGUCCGCGCCCCAAGAGGGUCCAGAAGACACUUAUUGGUAUUGUCCUGAGUGCGGAGAUGGACCCUAUGGAUCCUGGACUAUGGUGUGCGCAAAUUGUGCUUAUAAGAAAAGUUAGGUGUUUUGCUGUAUUACAAAUUGGGCCUGAUCUUUCCUCGGCAUCUGGGUUGUCUCAGUAUGUUAUUGGACAUUAAAGCUUGCAUCUGCGUUUUCAUAUGGCGGAUAUCAUAAAGCAAGUUUCAAAAGCUCGAUCGAGGGUGCGAGUUUCUCAGUGCUAUAGCUAAGCAAGUGCUCAUAUAUCGCUCCAAGACGGGAAGAACAAGG